Molecule: messenger RNA, 2599 nt
Organism: Tauraco erythrolophus (red-crested turaco)
Lineage: Eukaryota; Metazoa; Chordata; Aves; Musophagiformes; Musophagidae
Gene: NEXN
Product: nexilin F-actin binding protein
Biological process (GO): mitochondrial fusion
Source: RefSeq, a predicted model, not a curated record
AUGAAUGACAUUGCACAGAAAACCGAGAUUCUGCUUUCUUCAUCUAAACCUGUCCACAAAUCCUAUGUGCCCAAGCUUCACAAGGGUGAUGUAAAGGAUAAAUUUGAAGCUAUGCAGAAAGCAAGGGAAGAAAGAAAUCAAAGGAGAUCUAGAGAUGAAAAGCAAAGAAGAAAAGAACAAUAUGUUAGAGAGAGAGAAUGGAACAGGAGAAAGCAGGAGAUGAAAGAACUGCUUGGAUCUGAUGAAGAUGAUGAUGCAAAAUCAUCUAAAAUAGAAAAAGGUUAUGUUCCAAAGCUCAUAGGAACUGUUAAAGGCAAGUUUGCAGAAAUGGAGAAGCAAAGGCAAGAAGAAGAAAGAAAAAGAACGGAAGAAGAAAGAAAACGCAGAAUUGAACAAGAUAUGAUUGAGAAAAGAAAAAUUCAAAGAGAAUUAGCAAAAAAAGCACAGGAGAUUGAUGACUUUAACAAUACGGGAACUGAAUCAGCAGCAGAGGAAGGGGAUGAUUCGCUGCUAGUUACAGUAGUGCCUGUAAAACCCACCAAAACACCUGGGAAGAUGAAAACAAACUUUGAGAACACAGGAAAGGAGAGAGCAGAACAAAGAGAGAGACAGAAUGAAGAAAUGAAGCUAAAAUAUGAGGAACAAAACCAAUUCCUUAAGGAAACCAAGUGCCUUUCAUUUGUCAUGGGUAAAAAUGAAGACAGUGAAACACAGGAGCCUCUGUCUCCUGGUAAGCUGAAAGUAACAUUUGAAGAGCUUGAAAGACAAAGACAGGAAAAUCAGAGGCGGCAAGCAGAGGAAGAAGCAAGACAGCGUUUAGAAGAGGAAAAACGUGCCUUUGAAGAAGCUAGACAGCAAAUGAUAAAUGAAGGUGGUGAUGAAGAAUAUGAAAAUUCUGUUAAAGAAUUCCGUCCUGGUAAACUCAGACUCAGUUUUGAGGAGAUAGAAAGACAGAGGAGAGAAGAGGAAAAGAGGAAAGCAGAAGAAGAUGCAAGACGACGCAUAGAAGAGGAGAAAAGAGCAUUUGCUGAAGCACGGAAGAACAUGGUGCUGGAUGAUGAAUCACCAGAAAUGUUUAAAACAUUUUCUCAAGAAUCUCUCAUACCUGGUAAACUGGAAAUUAAUUUUGAGGAGUUGCUGAGACAAAAAAUGGAAGAAGAAAAGAGACGCACGGAAGAAGAGCGUAGGCAAAAGUUGGAAAUGGAAAAGCAAGAAUUUCAACAGUUGAGACAAGAAAUGGGAGAGCUGGAAGAAGAAUCUGAAACUUUUGAGCUAAGCAAAGAAUAUGAAGAAUUAAUAAAGUUAAAAAGAAGUGGUUCUAUUCAGGCAAAGAAUUUAAAAAGCAAGUUUGAAAAGAUAGGACAGUUGUCUCAAGAAGAGAUACAGAAGAAGAUUGAAGAAGAGCGAGCCAAGAGAAGAGCAAUGGAUGAAGAAAUAAGAGAAAGGGAAGCUGAAAAAUUUCAAGAGGAUGAUGAGGUAGAUGUGAGACCAGCCAAGAAAUCUGAGGCUCCGUUUACUCAUAAAGUGAACAUGAAGGCCCGUUUUGAACAAAUGGCAAGAGCCAGGGAAGAAGAGGAGCAGAGGAGAAUUGAAGAACAGAAAUUACUACGCAUGCAGUUUGAACAAAAAGAAAUUGAUGCGGCAUUACAGAAGAAAAGAGAAGAGGAAGAAGAGGAGGAGGGAAGUGUUAUUAAUGGUUCUACUUGCGAAGACGAGGAGGAUCAAGCUCGAUCUGGAGCUCCCUGGUUCAAGAAGUCACUGAAAAACACAUCAGUUGUUGAUGGCGAGCCAGUGAGAUUUACAGUUAAAAUUACUGGAGAACCAAAACCUGAAGUUACAUGGUGGUUUGAGGGGGAAAUGUUGCAGGACUCUGAGGACUAUCAGUAUAUUGAAAGAGGAGAAACCUAUUGCCUUUACUUGCCAGAAACCUUCCCAGAAGAUGAAGGGGAAUAUAUGUGUAAAGCAGUCAACAACAGAGGCACAUCUGCUAGCACCUGUAUUCUCACCAUUGAAAGUAAGAGUUAGCAUUUUAAUUUGCUUCAUUAUCAAAUAUUCUUCUUGCAUCUUUCCUAUUAUAAAAAUUUAAUUAUCUCUUUCUCUUAACUCUUAUUUUCUAGCUGAUGACUACUAAAUGCUCUACUUUAGCUGGAAUCUUUCUUCCCCUCAAAACUUUCUUAUUGCAUCAUCUCUUUCUCUGAUGGGGCCAACUAAAGAAAGCGAGAAUAUGCAUUGAUUGUCAUUCCUGCAUCAGAUGAGAAUAACCUUCAAACUGUGAGAGUGUCCAGGUUCCUUGCUCAGUACAAAAAUUAGUACCAAAGGCUAAAAAGAAGGAAUCAAUGUAUGAAAGAUCAGCUAAAGGAAAAAGCUGAAUUAUAAAAGUGCUCUCACAUUUGAAGACCAACUGUUGUGUAAUAGUAUAAAGCUAAAUACGCAAUCUGGAAACUUGUGUAGUAGUGUACAUCUAUUGGUAUAUUUUGCAUGAACACUGAAUAUUUAAGCUGUUUUACUUUAUCCCAGAGGCAUUGAACUGGCAAAAGGAAAUAGUUAUUGAUGAUUUUCAAAAACCCCAGUGUACUAUUUUUAAAGAAUAAAAGAUGAC